AUGACAGACUUGCACCUGCUCUCCACUUCUUUCAAGAAUAACAGUCAACAACUUGAAGGCAUAAAUGAAAAGAUUGCAUUGGACCUUCCAUCCAGGCAGCGUAGCUGUGCUGCUGUCAGUACUCCAGCUGCAUGUGUUAACAAAGCUAUUCAUCACAUUCAAGAUCUAGAAGUGAAAGUGGAAGAAGCCUUUCAAUGGUAUGAUCAAUUAUAUCGAUUGGAGAAAGUCCCACGGGAUACAGAUAUUAAGAGUGUGGAAGAAGCUAGGUGGUUAUCAGCCUCUUCUGAACAGAAGGCUGAACCUUCAUUCUUUUUGGAAGCCAUCCAGCCUUUAAAGCAGAAAACAGCAGCUGUUCUGGCAGAGGCCACAGAGCUAGUUACAAGAUUAGAAAAUGAACGUAAAGAGGCUGAAGAAGCUUUGGAGUUGGAGAGACGCCGCAAGAAAAAACUAUACCAGCAUGCUGAUUACCUGUCACUUUGGAGGCUACAACAGCUUCCUAUAGCUGUUCAAAGAGAAUGGGAGAAGUAUUCUCAAGAUGUUACAGAAUUACAGUGGCAUAUUGAAGAAAAAAAUCUGCAACUACAGGAUGCAGUAAACCAACUGACAAAAAUUGAUAGCGCUAAUGCAAAGAUUCUGGAGCAUAUAGACUUCAUGAAGAAAUACAGCCCUCUGCUGGGAGAAAAGCUGAGUUUUGAAUCUGAUUCUAUAGUAGAAGUUAAAAAGAAAUACACAGAGACAAAAACUGUAUAUGAUAUUGUUCAUGAAAAACUUGUGAGUGUGAAAGCUAUAAAUGAGGAACUUACAGUAGAAUGUGAACAGAAAAGAAAAUCUAUGUCUGAACAAAUACUGUCAGCUGAGGACAUGGUGGAUCAUCUUAUGAGGCAGAUAAAAGAUGCUGAAAAGUUUUAUGCUGAUUUGUGUGCCAAGAUAAAUGAAAAGAAGGAGGAGAUAUUGCAACAUAAAAAACGCCUCGAAGAACUAAUCAAGCAAGAAGCAGACGCAAAAGCUGACUUACUUUCUUGGCAAGAUAAAGUCAGGCGGUUGAAUUUGAAAAUAGAUGAGCAGGAAAAUGAGAACAAAAUUUUAUUGGAUGGAUAUUUGGAAGAGAUGCAAAAUAUGCAGAGCUCAAAAACCACUCAAGACUCUGAUAUAAAAAACUUGAAAGAUAAGCUCAUGAGAUAUUUACAGGAAAUAACACGUUUGCAAGAUGAAAGCAAACGUCUUCAUGAUGAAAAUGGUACCUUUCUUCAAAAAUUCAGAGACAGUUCAAAGCGGAAAGUAGGAUAUCAAACAGAAAUUCAAGUUCUACGGAAAAAUAUUCGGAGACUGGAAGACCAUUUAAAACGAGUAAAUACCGAUCUUUAUACAACUGAUUUGAAUUAUGAUGACGCCAAAGACAAACUGGAGGAGUUGUCACAAAACAUUGCUAAAGAAAAAAUGCGUUUCAAGAACUUGGAAGAUAAUAUUAAACAAAAAAUUAAAGAUGAAGUAAGUGCAUGGAAGCUGACCCAGAAAAGGGUUAAAGCACUGAAGGCAGAUCUAGCUAAAAGUCAAAAGGAGCAUGCCAAGCUAAAAGAAAAAAUUCAGAAGAAAUUAGCAGAACUCGACCGUCUUGUGGCUGAACAGACAGAAAUUCUAACAAAAAAUAAAGAAAAGCAAAAAAAUCUUUCUCAGGAAAUUGCCAGUUUGAAGCAAAAGAUUAAAGAACUUGAUGAAAAGGAGAAGAAAAUUAAAGAAGAACUAGAGGACCAGAAGAAGUGUUUUCAAAACCUAUUAAAUUAUAUACAGGAGAAAUAUUUAGAUAUUUCAAACCAGCUUGCUAAAGUUAAUGAAGAUAUUGCAAAAUAUCAAAAUGAAAUUAAUAAAUUAACUGCUUUAAACAAAGGAACACAAAAGCAGAUGGAUACAACAGAGAAGUCUAUAGCAGAGUUAAGGAUUAAAUAUGCUAAAAUAAAAUCAAAGGAGCAAAAUGCUCAGACACUAGUUGAUUUUCUCCAUAAUCGGCUGGACUAUAUUGAAAAAAAAGUUAAGACAGACAACAGAAUUUUUGAAGCGCAGCUGUGGAAAAGACAGGAAAAUCUGAAAGCUAAGAAGAAUACUCUGAAAGACACAAUGGAUGAAAAUCUACGCUUAGCACAGGAAUAUCAAAUGCUCCAGCUGUGCUUUCUAAAUAACAAGAAUGAAUUUACGGACUUUUAUGAUCAUAAAGUCAGGGCUGAAGCAGCAUUAAGAGAUCAACAGCAGCUCUCUCAGCUGCAAAGGAAGCUGCACAGGGUAUUGGUGAAGUACUUCAAACUGCAAGCCCUCUAUAACCAAGCCAGGCUGGCGAAGUUCCAGGCAGCCUCUCAUGAGAAUGUUCAGAAAAUAUUAGCUGUGCAGGAAGGGUUAUCAGAGACACUUGAACAUACCGACACUUUCUUGAAGUCUUUGACAGAUGGCUCCUCUACUUGGAAAGACAAUGCAAACAACGACUGUGUCUUGGAUGCUGAGGGAUAAGACAAGAAAAGUCACACAGUUCAGAUAACAGUGUAAUUGGACAUUCACCUGUUUGCCAUUUCACACUUCCAUGGACGAAAAACUCACUCACCUCCCAGCAUGCCUUGCCAUUCUUUUACUUACAGCAAAUCCAUAACAAUGAAACAGGUGACUUUCAUGCUGCUGUCAGGAACGAUCUAAUUUCAGCUCUGGGUGACUGAUUGCAAUUGGCUUUGCCUCAUCUGAUAAUUAAUCUAUGUCACCAUUAAUUGGAAGAGAGAAUAAUUACUGGCGGUGUUGACAGUGACUGUACGCUUCCCCAGAUUUCCCCAUUGUGUUGGCCUGAAUAAAGGCUUUGCGAUUCAGUACUUAAAGUUUAUGUAAACUGUAACAAUACCUAUGCCCAUGUGACACUUUCAGACGCUCUGUCUAAUGUACUUUUGUUUUUGUGUUUACCAAUCUUUUUUAGCUCACUGAGAGCUGUCUCCCUCAAUCACUCCUCAAUGUUCUAUCUUAAUUUUGUGGAAGUUUA
This is a messenger RNA of Sceloporus undulatus (fence lizard), 3007 nucleotides long. It is a transcript of the gene CCDC178, whose product is annotated as coiled-coil domain containing 178. Lineage: Eukaryota; Metazoa; Chordata; Lepidosauria; Squamata; Phrynosomatidae. The record is from RefSeq and is a predicted model, not a curated record. Bases 1 to 2496 code for a protein of 831 amino acids. The transcript is spliced from 19 exons.